UUUAUUCGUAAUGAUCAUUAAGAAAAAAGUUACCCCUUUGAGAGGAAAUAUUAAAAGAAAAAAGACAUCUGAGAAUAUAAAUUCCAUACCUUUGCACUUGCAGGGCGCGAUGAGUGUUGAAAUGUUUUCGCUACUAAGGCAAAUUCUGCAAAUCGGUGAUUUCGUAGACAUUAGCGUUUCUGGGUAG
Molecule: messenger RNA, 187 nt
Organism: Acaulospora morrowiae
Lineage: Eukaryota; Fungi; Glomeromycota; Glomeromycetes; Diversisporales; Acaulosporaceae
Source: the annotation of a GenBank genome assembly